Messenger RNA from Prunus avium (sweet cherry), 3181 nucleotides. Its product is annotated as receptor-like protein EIX2. NCBI's taxonomy places the organism in Eukaryota, Viridiplantae, Streptophyta, Magnoliopsida, Rosales, Rosaceae. Gene Ontology annotation, molecular function: protein binding. The record is from RefSeq and is a predicted model, not a curated record.
AUGGCUCACAGUGCUUGCUUGUUGAGACUUGAGUUUGUGGAAACAGUUGCAAUGCUUCAAAUAGUGUUAUUGCUAAUUCUCUCCAGUACAAUAACAGAGUUUGCUUUUAGUAGUGAUGCUCGGGUUAUAGGCUGCCUAGAGACAGAGAGAGAAGCUCUUAUUGACUUCAAGGAUGGUCUUGAAGAUCCUGAAAACCGGCUUUCAUCCUGGAGAGGAAGCAACUGCUGCCAAUGGUGGGGGAUACACUGCAACAAUACAACUUCAGCUGUUAUAGCAGUUGAUCUCCAUAACCCGCAUCUGCUGAUUUCAUACAAUGAUUCUUCUAGCAGGUAUGGAUUCUGGAACCUUAGUGGUGAAAUUAGACCGUCAUUGAAAAUGCUGGAGUCUUUGAAACAUUUAGACUUGAGCUUCAAUACAUUCAAUGGCAUUUCAAUUCCUGCAUUCUUCGGUACCCUGAAGAAUUUGCAGUAUCUAAAGCUGUCACAUGCUGGGUUUAGUGGCGGAAUUCCUCCAAAUUUAGGGAACCUCUCUAGCUUGCAGUAUCUUGAUGUGUCGUCUAAUUUUGUAUCUGUUGAUAACCUUCAAUGGAUGACUGGUAUGAGAUCUAUGGAAUAUCUCAAUAUGAAUGGAGCUGACCUUUCAAUGCUAGAACCAGAAUGGAUUGAGACGCUUAAUAAACUCUCGUCCUUAACUGAAUUGCAUCUGUCGCAUUGUCGCUUGUCUGGUUUAAUUCACCCUCUCAGAGUUAUCAAUUUUACUUCUCUUGCUGUAAUAGAACUUGAUUUUAACAGCUUCAACUCAGAGAUACCCAGUUGGCUUGUCAAUAUCAGUAGUCUUGAAGGUGUCAGUAUAAGCUAUUCUGGCUUGUAUGGAAGGAUUCCACUUGGUUUCAGUGAAUUACCAAGUUUGAAGGUUUUGGAUCUUUCCGGGAAUAAAAAUCUAACAGCAAGUUGCUCUCAGCUUUUCAGAGGAGGAUGGAAAAAGACACAAGUUAUUUAUCUAACUUCCAGUAACUUACAUGGUAAAUUUCCUGCUUCCUUUGGCAACAUGACAGCUCUCACUCAUUUUUAUCUUUUUUGGAACAAUGUCGAGGGUGUGAUCCCGAGCUCCAUCGGUAAACUUUGCAACCUAAGAGUUUUUUCCAUAUCUGGUAAUAACCUAACAGGAUUACCUGAAGUCCUAGUAACAGGAAACUGCAGUUCUAGGACUCCGCUGCCUAGUCUACAGCGCUUUGAUUUGUCAGUCAAUCAAUUGGUCGGUAAAUUGCCCGAAUGGUUGGUUCAGCUUGAGAAUCUUGUUGAACUAAGUCUGUCCUAUAACUCACUCUCUGGUCCCAUCCCUUCUUCAUUAGUUUCAUUACCAAGCAUUUCCACUCUGAAUCUUGGACAUAAUAAACUAAAUGGGACUCUACCAGAUAGUUUGGGAAAACUUUCUCAAUUGUCUUCCUUUGAUGUUUCUUUUAAUCAUUUGACAGGUAUUAUAACCGAAACACAUUUUUCGCAGCUCAGUAAGCUGACAAUCUUAGAUCUGUCUUCCAACUCUUUAACAUUAAAUGUCAGUUCAAAUUGGAUCCCUCCAUUUCAAGUCUUGCAUCUUGAUCUAGGCUCAUGCCAUUUGGGUCCAUCAUUUCCUGCUUGGUUAAGAUCACAAAAGGAGGUCAAGUCUCUAGAUUUCUCCAAUGCUAGCAUUUCAGGUUCCAUUCCUAACUGGUUCUGGGAAAUCUCAUCUAACCUUUCACUGUUAAACAUUUCAUUCAAUCAGUUAGGAGGUCAGAUCCCAAAUCGGUUAAAUGUUCAACCAAAUGUGGCUAUUGACAUGAGCUCCAACUUCUUUGAAGGUCCAAUUCCUCUACCAACUGCUACUGUUGGGUUACUAGAUUUAUCCAACAAUGCCUUUUCAGGUCAUAUCCCAAAGACCAUUGGGGAAACCAUGCCAGACUUGCUCUUCCUCUCUCUUUCACGAAACCAACUAAUAGGUGAAAUCCCAGCAUCUAUAUGCAAAUUUUGGUCUAAAGUAAGAGUCAUUGAUCUUUCAAAUAACAUGUUAAAUGGAAAUAUUCCACCUAGCAUAGGUAACUGUUCUUAUCUAGAGGCUCUGGACCUGAGCAAGAACAAUCUAUGUGGAAACAUUCCCAGCUCCUUAGCACCGUUGAGUAUGCUUAAAACACUGCACCUAAGUGACAACAAACUCUCUGGAGACCUCUCACAAUCUUUGCAGAACAUGUCGAGUUUGGAGACACUGGAUAUUGGAAACAACAUGCUCACAGGAAGAAUUCCACCAUGGAUUGGGAAAGGUUUUGAACAUCUGAGAAUAUUGAGGUUGAGGUCAAAUGCUAUUUUUGGAGAACUUCCGAUCACGCUAACAAAUUUAAGUUCUUUGCGUGUCCUGGACCUUGCAGAAAAUCAAUUCAAUGGAAGCAUUCCAGCUAGCUUUGGAGAUUUCAAAGCUAUGGCUCAAGCGCAAAACAUGAACCGCUAUCUAUUCUAUGGGAUGUACAGGGGCAGGUACUAUGAUGAAAGCUUGAUUGUGAACUUAAAAGGCUCACCUCAAAUAUACACCAAGACUCUCUCCCUUGUUAUCAGCAUAGACCUCUCUGGAAAUAAUUUGAGUGGAGAUCUUCCUGAAGAAAUAACUAAACUGUCUGGUUUGGUUGUUCUGAACUUAUCCGGAAACCAAAUAAGCGGUGGCAUUCUGCAAGACAUUUCAAAGUUGACGCAGUUGCAAUCGCUUGAUCUUUCUAGUAAUAGGUUCUCAGGUCUUAUUCCUCAAAGUUUGUCUUCACUUUCAUUCCUGGGGUAUCUAAAUUUGUCAAACAAUGACUUCUCUGGUAUGAUCCCAUAUACAGCUCAUUUGACAACUUUUGAUGCAGCCUCUUUUACUGGAAAUCCAGGCCUUUGUGGUCAUCCUCUUGUUGUAAGCUGUCCGGGUGCUGAUCCCGGCAAAGGAGGAGGAACUGUGGAAGAUAAUGACAGUGGCGACAGCUUCAUUGAUAAGUGGUUUUAUUUGAGUGUUGGAUUGGGAUUUGCAGCAGGUCUUCUGGUUCCUUUUUUCAUUUUAGCAAUCAGAAAGCCUUGGAGUGAUGCCUAUUUUCGUUUCGUUGACAAAGUUUUAGAGAGAAUAUCAUGUUUGAGAAACAGAAGAGCAGUACAUCACAGGACCAGGCGUCCUCACCUGAGCUAAC